GUAUAUAUAUACAUCAGCAGCAGCAUACAGUGCGUCAAGCUGCCCAUUCACAUGCACGCCGCCCGCCACUAGGCUCUCACCAGCAGCAGCAAGGCAUGCACACACACACAGAUCCUAUGCAUCGUCAGUCACGGCAAAGCAAACCCAUGAGUCGUUCAUUGCAGCCGCCUGAGCUCGAGUUGCAGGCUGGUGUUGCAGGGCCGUUUGCCCACCUCGACCCACUCCAGCCGAUACUCGGUGCUGGAGAGGCCGGACAGGAUGUGCUGGGAGGCGAACCUGUGCUUGAACUUGUACACAGCACGGGCGAUCUGAAGGCGAGGCGGCUCCGCUUGACCCCCUGCAUGAGCAACAGACACAGCCAAACAGGCAAUGGGCCGCAGGCAACGGCUUCUUGACUCUCGCUUCGUACCUUGAGCUUGCUGAAAGCAAGCAGCAGGGUCAGCACUUUGCCAUGGAGCUCGUCCAGCUGAGAAUCGCCAACCAACUCACCUGCACAACCCAGAAGCAGGCACACUAAGGAGCUAGUCCUUGACGUUUCGUCUCCUCACCCACCGACCCACCUACCUUCCAAACCGAGCUCCAUCAGCUCGAUCUCUGGCAGAGAAGUCCUCGUCUCGGCCUCAUCCCACUCUCUGUCCCAGUUGCUAAUGACGAGUCUCUCAGCCGUCAAGUUGAGCGCCACGCUGCGGAGCUUCUUCUCCGGUGCGGCAGCGUGCAAAGCCUUCAAAAAGGCCGAGCAAGAGCCGCCACACUCGACACGCUCCAGUCUGGGCAUGUUGACGGCCACCUCCACAGCCCUGUCGACCUGCUUGUGUCGGGGGAAGCGUAUGGGCAGAAUGAGGGUGGUGGCAUGGGGGAAUGUCGCGGGGGUCACGGGAUUGGCAUGGGAGGGGCGGGGCCGCUCAUUGAACACCACAUUGCGCACCCCUUUGGCGAAGUCGUUCACGAGCUUCUGGACCAUCGGGGAGCGGUGCCGGUGGCUCCAUGCGAGCAGCUGAAGGUCGAUCUGGCCGUCCUCGCGAUUGCCAGAUCGAAUGCACGGCAUGAUCGGCUGACUGCGGGCAUCAGGAUGCAUCGCGGCGUCACUGAAAGAGAGCGGGCAGGAAAGGGCAAAACCGAGAGAGGCCACGUGUCUGUAUUGUUGGCCCGGUUCGUCUCUUCUUGUAUGUUAUCCCUACAUGAGCUUUACUGCGUUUUCGAUCAGCUGCCGCAUCUCGGCGGUGUCCUCCAAAUACUCCCCUACGUCAAGCGUCAUCUCCCGAAGGCUCCUCACACACCCCCGCCGCACCAACAGCUGGCGAAACUCGUCCACUCCUGCCGCAUCCCACCUCGCGUCAAUACCUAUGUUAUCCUCUAUUCUCACACGGCCGACGGACCGCAGGCCCGCCAGGCCCUGCCCCUCCGGGAUCGCUGUCAGCAGCCGCUCGUUGUCUUCGGCGUGGCCGAACGUGUCAUACUCGAGCGUCUCCAGCCGACGGCAGUCGCCGAUCCGCUCCCGAGCCCCAUCAUACUCAUUCUCUUGGGCCCCAAGCCAGCCCUCGAAUGUGAGUGUGGUGACAUUGGGCGUCACCCACAACCGACCGGCCCUCCCCCACGCGUGUUGGGCCGGGAUGCGGGUGACGGUGGUGAGUGCCGGCAGGUGGACGGGGGCGGAGGGGGGAGGGAGCUGACGCUCGUCAUAGUCCACGUGCGAGUGUCCUGACAUGCCAUACUGGACCUCCUCGAAUCGGAUCUUUUCCAGGGUGGCGUGUGAAGGGGGGCCGGGAGAGGGGCGGGGUAGCGAGUGGCGAUGACGACGCACUGCUGGCCUGUUGCUGCUGGCCGCUCGGAUGCCCGUGUGCAUGGCCUUCGACUAAAGACACCCAUGUCGAUACACACCACUGUUCCUGGGUGGACCGAUAUGGGUGACGGACCGUCAGCUGCCUGAUGUUGCGGGCCCUCUGGCCCCACCGAUAGGCCACGUCGCACGGCAGGUUCUCCCACAUGCGCUGGGUCUUCUCGUCGGAGCAGUCGACGGUCAGCUGAGUGUACUGAUUGGCAGCAUCGAUCUCAAAGGUGGAGCCGAUGGCCGGCCGCAUGCGCGAGAACUCCCAGGGGUGGAAGUAGCUCAAGAUGCACACGUGGUUGUCGCGCGACAGACGGUGCACAGCCUAAAUGAGCAAAAAAGACACACAGAGGGACAGAGCUUGGCAACCUUCCCAUCCCGCUCUGCGUUGUGCAUGGAUCGCGUACCGGUCCAUCGUUUGGCUCGGGGUUGCCGCUUCUGUAUAUGAUGCGAUAUGGCCGAACACAAGACGUCGGCUGCCCAUCCUGAAACACCGACAUACAACAGAGAGGCCUUUGUAUUGGGUCGCCUUGCCUAUCUCCACGUGUGCCAUCCCACCGACCCACCUCUGUGUAUGCUGGGGCGGGAAACACGCCGCUGCCGUGCUGAUGCUGGUGGUAGUGGCAUGUGCCAUAUGCUCCUGAUGGCGCGCUGGUGGCGAGAGCUGCCGCCGCGGCGCGGUCGAGCGGGAUCUUCAGCAGCGAGAGCUGUGUGGUCAUGGCCGCGACGUGUGAGGCCAUCAAAGUCAUCUGCUCACCCACAUCGCGCGCCGCACGCAAUGACGCCUGCACACACACCACACACAAGGCACACGGACGUACCGACGCGUUACUCAAGCGCGCAUCUGCUGCUGUGGGGUUCACGUCCGAUGUGAUGUGCGAUGACUCCAGCUGCUGGAAGCACGACGGCGCGCUGCCAAUCUGAAAACACCCAUUGGCAGCAUGGCCGGGGAAGAAUCAUUUCUCCGUUGGUCAGGCGGUAGAUCACCUCUGCUAAUAUGCCGUUCAGCUGACUAAUGCUGCUGUCCAGUGAACGGGCAUCGUCCCUCAGCUGAACGACACACACACAGACAGACAGGACACAACAAAUAAGUGCGGCCGUGUCAUGAGAGCCCACCUGUGUUAUGACAGUCGCGGCGUCAUCGAGGCGGCCAGACUGAAAGAGGCCCGAGCCCACCUGCAGACAACCAAACCAUCCACAUGGAAUGAGUACUAGGUCAUCAUUCCUUUCUGUGUGUCCGGCCUACAUUGCCCCGAAGCUGCUCGAGGGCUCUCCGCACCUGCAGCAUGCAGCGCACCAGAGCAAGACCAUGAAAGCAGGAGAGCACCCCUUCAAAUUUGGUGAUGCAGGCCGGCUGUCGGGUGAAAGCUUCUCGCUUGUGUGUGGGGUCUCUCUGCUGGAUGGCAUGCAUGUCAUCCGUGGUGCAUCUGCUCAUGAGCGGCCCAUCGCCUCACCUGUUCAAGAUCCAUUCUGCUGUGGUCCAGAAAGGCCAAUGGGAGGGAGGAUGCCACGCCGCUCAUAAACUAACAACCAGCCGCUCUCGCGCCGGUGAG
Messenger RNA from Vitrella brassicaformis, 3378 nucleotides. The record is from the annotation of a GenBank genome assembly. NCBI's taxonomy places the organism in Eukaryota, Vitrellaceae.